Eriocheir sinensis (Chinese mitten crab) is the source of this 3276-nucleotide messenger RNA. It is a transcript of the gene twr, whose product is annotated as signal peptidase complex catalytic subunit SEC11A-like. Gene Ontology annotation, molecular function: serine-type endopeptidase activity. The transcript is spliced from 5 exons. NCBI's taxonomy places the organism in Eukaryota, Metazoa, Arthropoda, Malacostraca, Decapoda, Varunidae. Bases 117 to 656 code for a protein of 179 amino acids. Gene Ontology annotation, cellular component: signal peptidase complex; membrane. The record is from RefSeq and is a predicted model, not a curated record.
GUGGGGAGGUAUUUCUCGCCACGCCGUGCUGUCAGUGUUGUGGCCACGGAGGUAAACAGCGGCACGUCACCCGGCAUCAGCCCGUCACAUAUUUCGGCCUCCACAGCACCGCCAGGAUGUUGCAGUUUGAUUUUUUGGACGAUUUAAGACGAAUGAACAUGCGUCAGCUGUUCUACCAACUGCUGAAUUUUGCCAUGAUAGUGUCAUCGGCACUGAUGAUAUGGAAAGGCUUGAUGGUAGUGACUGGCAGUGAAAGUCCAAUUGUUGUGGUCCUCAGUGGGAGCAUGGAACCAGCUUUUCAUCGAGGAGACCUCCUUUUCCUUACCAACUACGAACAGGAACCCAUCCGUGCUGGUGAAAUUGUUGUCUUCAAGGUGGAGGGACGUGACAUCCCAAUUGUACAUCGUGUAAUGAAGGUUCAUGAAAAGGAAGAUGGAUCAGUCAAGUUCCUAACCAAAGGUGACAACAACAACGUGGAUGACCGUGGACUAUAUGCUAAUGGACAGGCCUGGCUGAACCGCAAGGAUGUGGUGGGUCGGGCGCGAGGGUACGUCCCCUUCAUAGGGGUCGUAACCAUUGUCAUGAAUGAUUAUCCAAAGUUCAAGUAUGCAGUAUUGGCUGCUCUAGGAUUAUUUGUGCUAAUACAUCGGGAAUGAGAGACAUUUUCAUAAUUCCAUUUAUUUGUUGUAAAAAACAGCUGCCAUGUUUUGGCAUUAGUAGAAACCAGUAACAUCAUCAUUCUUAAUUUAUUAAUUUGUUUAUUUAGAUAAUGUGCAGUAAAUGUCAGUAAAAUGAAAAAUUUUAUAAUAAGCAUUUUUGAUAGAAAACAACAGUAAAAGUUUUGUAUUGUAACUAAAAUUAGCAUGCAUCAUUCUUAUACAUGUUUGUUUACUUAUGUGAAUAUCAUGUAUAUAUGGAUACAUUUACCUAUAAAUCCUCUUGUUUGAAAGGUGUAGUAUAAAUCAAGAUAAAUGAACAUGACCGUGAACAGUACUCAGUGUAUUUUCUAUCACAUGGAUACACUAUUCUUUUAUACACAAAAUGCAAGAUACUGGAGAAGAAUGUGACAUGUUAAGGUUAUCUGAGUUAUAUGUAUGUAAUAUAUAGCUAUUGACUGACCACUUGUUGUCAACAUGAUAGUAACCAUCAUACACAUACAAAGUAUUAGCAAUUUAACGGCUAACAUCUGUUUAUAUUGUAUAAAUGUUCAAAUAUGUAUUCUGAUUUGAAAGAACAAGAAUACAUAUUCAUGGCUGUAUAAAGUCAGCCAUACAUGCUCAAGCUAGGCUUGUAUGGUGGCCCUAAAGUGCAUAUAGUUAGAUCCAGCUGGAGCACAUAUGGGGCUGAUUUAGCUCCAGCCCUACCUCAUGAGGUGACUUAAGCAAAAUCAGUGUUUGAAAAUGUGUGAGGUACAGUCUGCAAGUGUGUGGGGACACUCCGGGUGGCCUUGAGGUGCCAAUCAAAAGAAUGCCACAGAUUCUUGUCAAAAAUAAUGUCUGACAUUGAGAUAAGCAGGGAACUUUCUAGUGACUUAUACAAGACCUAUCCAUGUUUAUGGAAUGUAAAAAGCAAAGUACUGCACACACAGCCAUAAAUUGCAGGUUCAUGCCAGAAAGUAGCUCCAUGAUAAUGCUACAAUAGUGUGACACAAAAUGACAAUAUUUACUCAGGCCACCUAUGUAUGCAUGGGGCACAUCUGGCCACUGAUGACCUGCCCCUUUCCAGCCUGGCCUGAGCAUGUGUACCUGGCUUAAGAGAUUGAAAUAUUCCUAGAUAUCACAUUAAUCUUUUGUAUUAUUUGUGAGGUUUGUUCAUGGACUCCUAAAUCAUUUGAUUGCAGAGCAAUCUCUAAUUAAUGGCAGUAGUCACAUAUCUAAUAUUCAGACUGUGUGUGUGUGUGUGUGUGUGUGUGUUCAUCAAUUUUAGUAUUCAGAAUUGGAUCUCAAGAAGUGCCACUCCCAGCUCCCCGCCCCAUUUUGUGGAGUAUGGGUUGGAAGGAUGGUUAAUAGUUCCUGUGAUGUUUGUGAUCAAUCACUUUUCUUUUUUGAAACUGGAGUUAAUGAACAAAACUUUACAGGGAAGCAGACUGUGUCCAGGAAUAUUUCAACCUGACAUGUAACAUUCAGGUGUUAUUUGUGUCAGCAUAGAAUAAACAUGAUGAAGUAAAGGUUUCAUAGGAUAUUUGCGGAGUGUAUUCUGGUGUCACUCCUUAUAUGAACUUUUUUCAUGGUUGUAGGUAAAUUAAUUCUAUAUCAAAAGGAUUUUAGUGGUGUUGGGGGUUAUGGUUAUUUUGUUUUUUACCUUUUUGCAUGCAAGUUUCUAAAUUAUACCUGUUGGACUAGCUUUCUAAAUUUAUAUGUGAUGCAGUAAUGACAUUUUAGAUUUAGUUCCAUUGCCAGGGAAAAAUCAUUUGGGUUUGUGUAUUUCUCAGAUUUCAUGAAAGAAUGGGAAUCCUUUACAAAUGCUUAUCUUUAGAGGGUUUCUGGGAGAGAGGUAGUGCUCUCUAAUAACCCUAGCAGAGCUAUAUGGUCUUUAGUUGUCUAACUUGGGGAGAUUUUUUUAUUUUUUAUUUUAUUUUUUACAAAAGCUUAUCUUUAGGUAGUGUCUUAUGAUGAUGGUGUUCUUCAAAAUCAUGUUAGAGUGGGAUUAUGUAUUGAAGUGUAGUAUUUUGCAGUGAUAUUUUUCACAUUGUACUUAAAAUUGUGCAAUGACAUUGUUAUCAUAACUUUUAGUAUAAUUAUUACCUAAAACUGCCCAGGAACUUGUAUGAAACAUACCACCAUUAGACAAAUGAAAAAACAAAAUUAUUAUUAACAUUUAGAUAAUAUAUUACAAGUAAAAGCAAGUGAGAAUAAUUAUAGGUUUAUUAUUUGUUGCUUCAAGAGUGUAAUACAUUAAUCUGACCUAUAAAAAUUGUCAUUCAAAUAGAGAACAGUAUUACAGAAUUUAAUUGCAUGGAUUAGCAUUCUUGGGAAUUAGGAAAACAAAGUACCACUGAAAGGAAGUUACACUGAAAGUCCAUAUCCCAAUACCAACAAAACUCUGGCAAUUACAUGUUCGGGCUUAUUUUGAUAAAAGAUAAUCAAGGACCUGGUAAUUAAUACAUGUUCCUCAACACUGUUUCCUUGAGACAUCAUUUCAAAGAACCCUGGACUUCAAGCUUGAAGUGGAAAUUAAAAUGCUAUUGGUGUAUAGUAAGGCACUAUUUUUCUCAGUAUGUCCAACUUACUUUCUACAAGUUUUAUAGUUAAAAUAAUAAAAUGUAUAUGUAUGGAA